AUGGACGCACAGCAAGUCUUGAAUGCUUUGGUGAAGAACACUGCAGGCGGCCGGUUGGGAGUAUGGGAUGAGAAACCAAAGCCAAAAGGCUCCGCUCAUAACCUUGCGGCGAUAGUGUCGGCUUUUGUACCGACGUGGUUUACUGCAAUCCUCUUCAUCAUCAUUUUUGUACUCAUUCGCAACCGAUAUCCCAAAAUUUACUCUCCGAGGACCUUCAUCGGAACCAUCCCAGAGAAAGACCGCACACCUUCAGCCAGCCGAUCAUACUUCUCCUGGUACCAUACGCUUCGUGUUGUUCCCGACAAAUUCGUCCUUUACCAUGAACAUCUGGAUUCGUAUCUGUACCUUCGUUUUCUGCGUACCCUAAUUUUCCUAUGCGUAGUGGGGUGCUGCAUCACCUGGCCUAUUCUCUUUCCAAUCAAUGCGACCGGUGGCGGAUCAUCGUCUCAGCUCGACCGCAUAUCGAUCGGCAAUGUCGCAGAUAAGAAGAAGCUGUAUGCUCAUGCCGUUGUUGCGUACAUCUACUUCGGCUUCGUCAUGUUUACCGUAGCAAGGGAGAGACUCUGGCUGAUCGGACUCAGGCAAGCAUGGAACCUGUCAAAGCCAAUGGCGAAAAAGUUGUCGUCCAGGACUGUUCUUUUCGUUUCAGCGCCUACAGCUACGCUCGACCAAGAGAAUGCGCAGAAGUUCUUCGGGGACGACGCAAUAAGGGUUUGGCCUGCAACCAAAGCUGAUGAAUUGCGUUCUCUCGUGUCCAGCCGCGAUACCACAAUCGAAGAAUUGGAAGCUGCCGAGCUCAAAUUGAUACAGAACGUGAAGCGCAAGCUGGAAAAGAGUGGAAACAGGGGGAACAGCGUCUUCAAGAGUUACGAUGAUCUCCCGAAUCAUAUGAAGAAGUCGUUACGCCCAACCCACACGCUCAAGUCGCCGCCAAUCGGUAAAAAGGUGGAUAGUAUCGAUUACUAUCGCGAGCAACUCAAGGAGAAAGAAGAAGAGAUUCGAAAGGCACGCGAUUCGAAUGCGAAUGCAGAAAGCCAUGGCGGUGCUGCAGCAGUGUUUGUUGAAUUUCGGACACAAGCUGCGGCACAGCGUGCGUACCAGCAAAUUGCGUCUGCGGAGAUUCUAGCUCUCAAUCCGAGGUACACUUCGGUGUUGCCGGGUGAAAUCAUCUGGAACAAUCUGACAUUAGCACCCGCGAAGAGGAUUUCCCAACAAGGACUUGCAACGAUUCUCGUGGUUGCUAUCAUUGUGUUCUGGUCGAUCCCAAUCUCCUUCGUUGGUGCAUGGUCAAACGUACAAUAUCUUGCGAACACCUAUAAAUGGCUUAAUUGGCUCAACAAACUUCCUGAGACCGUGACCAGCCUCUUGGCCGGACUGGUACCUGCUGCACUGCUCAGUGCUCUUGCUUCGUUUGUCCCGAACAUUUUUCGAGCCAUCUUCAAAGCGUUCGGUGAACCUACCAAUACUUCCGUCGAGCUCAAAGUACUCCGGUGGUACUUUGUCUUCCAGGUCUUCCAGGUCUUCUUGAUCAAUACAUUAGCUUCCGGUGCCGCUGCGGUACUGUCCCAGGCCGCAAAUAACCCCUCAUCAAUCCCAACCAUACUUGCAGCCAAUCUGCCUAGCGCAGCCAAUUCGUAUCUUACGUACUUCAUCGUGCAAGGCUUGACGAGUGCCUCGAACAACAUGCUGAACUACUCCGAUCUUGCGUCUUACAUCUUCUUUGAUAAGUUCUUCGACAAGACGCCGAGGCAGAAAUACAAGAGAUUCACGCAAUUGAAGGGCAUUCAGUGGGGUAAGGUAUUCCCAAAGUAUGGCAACUUCUUGAUUAUUGCUAUCGCAUACUCCUGCAUCGCCCCGCUCGUCCUCGGCUUCGCUGCUGUCGGGCUUACCUUCUUCUACUUCAGCUACCGCUACAUGCUUCUCUUCACCGUCUCGCCAAAGAUCGACACCAAAGGUCAUUGCUACACGCUUGCUCUACAGCAAAUACUCGGAGGCAUUUACAUCGCUGAGCUCUGCCUGUUGGGUCUUUUCAGUCUACGACAGGCUACUGGUCCGUCAAUCAUGAUCGCUGUCUUGUUCCUUGCGACUAUACUCUUCAACGCCAUGACGAAUAAGUACUUCGAUCCUUUGGAGAAGUUUUUACCUGCCGAUCUGAGUGCCGAAGAGGAAGGCGAGGGUGCCGCGCUGCUAGGCGACCGAGAGACAGAAGAAGGGGUGGUUUCACAUCACGUUCAGCAAAUUGUUGAGCAUACUCCGAUCCCACCGAGGUAUCUCUCUCCGCUAGCGCGAUUCUUUGAACCUCAAAGAUAUGCUUCUCACCGUGCAAUGCGGGCGUGGCUCCGCGAAGACACCGAAUGGGAUGAAGACGAUGUUCCGCAGUACAGCGAGGAGCAGUUGCGAAAAGCAUACCUCGAUCCCGCUUUCACGAGCCAGACGCCGGCGGUAUGGAUACCGAGAGAUGAGGCCAAGACUAGCAAGAAUAUCUUGCAGGGCUUGGAGGAGAAGCAGGUUGAAGCUAGUGAUGAGGGAGCUUGGAUUGACGAGAAAGGCGAAGUCAAGUGGACUACCGAUGACUUCGACAAGGUACCGAUCUUCAAGGAAGCAGUGAGGUGGUAA
Didymosphaeria variabile is the source of this 2616-nucleotide messenger RNA. RefSeq lists its product as uncharacterized. Gene Ontology annotation, cellular component: plasma membrane. The transcript has 6 exons. The record is from RefSeq and is a predicted model, not a curated record. Gene Ontology annotation, molecular function: calcium-activated cation channel activity. NCBI's taxonomy places the organism in Eukaryota, Fungi, Ascomycota, Dothideomycetes, Pleosporales, Didymosphaeriaceae. The coding region runs from base 1 to 2616 and encodes 871 amino acids.